Phaeodactylum tricornutum CCAP 1055/1 is the source of this 1341-nucleotide messenger RNA. RefSeq lists its product with no specific name. Gene Ontology annotation, biological process: DNA damage response. Gene Ontology annotation, molecular function: phosphatase activity. The transcript has a single exon. The coding region runs from base 1 to 1341 and encodes 446 amino acids. The record is from RefSeq and is a predicted model, not a curated record. Gene Ontology annotation, cellular component: nucleus; cytoplasm. NCBI's taxonomy places the organism in Eukaryota, Bacillariophyta, Bacillariophyceae, Surirellales, Neidiaceae.
AUGGCAUCCAUCAGCAGUACCGACAGCAAACCUAUGCCUCGGCUUUCCCUGCCGGAGCCGAUCUUUUCGAUCACUCCAGGCACAUGGGCGUAUGAUACCAUGAGCCGCCGGAUUGAUGCCGAAAUCCUACAACGCACAUGGGACGACAAUCGGGAAAUUUGGUCACAACCUGCCUUCAUUGACGUCAAAAAACGUUUCGAAGCAUUGCGAUUGGAGCUCCAGACUGCCGCCGACACCAAGCUGACGUAUUUGGAUCCCCUAUCGGAAGACGCAUCGGAAGAACGCAAGCAAGAAUGGAAUGAGUGGAUGAAUAUUGUGAGUCCUUUUGUUGAAAAGGAUGAUACGUGGUUGUCCGCUCCCUGGAUGGUCACAGAGUUCUAUGUUUAUCGAAAAUUGAUGCAGUGCUUGGACUAUUGGAAUCCAGAGUCCCCGGGGUAUAUGUAUGAUCCAUUUUCCUCACAGAAAGAUGCGGGCCUGUCGUCUUCUGUAACGUCAGCGGAAGCUAUGCUGGCAAAGAUUCCGGAUCUCCCCAAGAAUGCUGCGGGCAUCGAAAUUGCGGUAUCUAUUGCCUUGUGGGGCAACAAAAUGGACUUGAGCCUAUGGCCAGCGGAUGCGUCUACAGCAGAUCAAGAUGUCUUUUCUGAGAUCCUGGACGCUGCCACCGAAAAUCUUUUGCACGACGAUACGGAAGUUUUGGCAGCCCACUGUGACAAGCUACGAUCCAAAGGGGGCGGUAUGGUGGAUAUUAUUGUGGAUAACGCCGGCUUUGAGCUCGUCACAGAUUUGGCAUUGGCACAGCACUUGGUGGAGUCCGGUAUUGCGAAAACCGUCACUUUUCAACUCAAAUCUCAUCCAACCUUUGUGUCGGACGCGCUCGAAAAGGACCUCCUCCAGACAGUUGAACACUAUGUUAAUAUUGAUAUGGAUAAAUUCCCGAAUGCUCACAAAGCUGGUCUCGUGUGGCACAAGUUUCUAAGUACAGGUCAAUGGAAAUGUAGCGAGAAUAGCUUUUGGGUUCAGGGUGCUGCCAUGUGGGAAAUUUCUGCACAUCUUCGAGCAGACAUGUCCUCGCGGUGUGAAUUAGCCUUUGUCAAGGGUGACGCCAACUAUCGACGUCUUCUGGGUGACCGUCGUUGGCAUUAUACCGCACCAUUCGAGGAGGUUGUCGGGGCUUACUUUCCCUGCCCGGUGUGCGCGCUACGAACUCUGAAGGCUGAGCUAGGAUGCGGCAUGGAUGCCAAUCAAGUAGAGCGCGCCUCCAAAAUGGAUGAAAACUGGAUGGUCAAUGGUCGUUUUGGUGUCGUCCAGUUUGGGUAUGGUUUCGAUGAACCCACAGAUUGA